Molecule: messenger RNA, 1477 nt
Organism: Impatiens glandulifera
Lineage: Eukaryota; Viridiplantae; Streptophyta; Magnoliopsida; Ericales; Balsaminaceae
Product: WAT1-related protein At4g19185-like
Exons: 7
Coding region: 94-1272 (392 amino acids)
Cellular component (GO): plasma membrane
Molecular function (GO): transmembrane transporter activity
Source: RefSeq, a predicted model, not a curated record
CUCUCUCCCCUUGAUUAAACUGAAUCAAUCAUCUCAUCUUCUUCUUCAACCACUGCACCAACCGUCUUUGUAGGUCUGAGCUGAACAGCGAGGAUGAUGCCGGCGGCAGGAGGAUCUGGAGGGGAAAUAUGGAAAGCUCAUGCUGCAAUGGUGCUGGUUCAGCUCUGCUAUGGAGGCUACCAUGUUAUCACUAAAGUUGCUCUCAACGUCGGAGUCAACCAGUUCGUCUUUUGCGUUUACCGCGACCUAAUUGCGCUCUCUAUCCUCGCUCCGAUCGCCUUUAUUCGAGAAAAAAGAAUUAGGCCUCCAUUGACUCGAGGUCUUCUUGUAUCAUUUUUCAUUCUAGGGUUAACAGGGAUAUUCGGAAACCAGCUUCUGUUUCUCCUUGGUCUUGGCUACACGAACCCAACUUAUGCUGCAGCUGUACAACCUGCAAUUCCGGUUUUCACAUUCAUAUUUGCAGCAAUUAUGGGUACAGAAACAGUGAGGUUGUUAACUACAGAAGGUCAAGCUAAGAUUGGAGGUACUUUUGUUUGUGUCUCUGGUGCCCUAUUGAUGGUUCUGUUUCAAGGUCCAGCUGUGAUUGGCAAUACAAACACGGAAUUCACUUCACAAAGUGAAAUAAGUGCGAGAGGUCAACCGGAACCUUCUGGUUGGUUAACUUCCACUUUAAUGGAGGUUGGGUUUGACCACUGGCAUCUUGGUGUUCUUUGCUUAAUAUCUAACUGUAUGUGUAUGGCAGCUUAUUUAGCCAUUCAGGCACCACUUCUCGUAAAGUAUCCUGCAAGUUUAUCUGUGACUGCAUAUUCAUACUUGUUCGGUACUAUUCUUAUGGUGGUGACAGCAGCAUUUAUGAGUGGGGAGUCGGCUGAUUGGAGUUUGACGAAGUCUGAGCUUUUUGCAGUGAUCUAUGCGGGAGUGGUUGCAUCUGCCCUUAACUAUGGACUGUUGACAUGGUCUAAUAAAAUGAUAGGACCUGCUCUAGUUGCACUAUACAAUCCACUUCAACCUGCUGCAUCUACACUACUCUCAUUGAUAUUCCUUGGAAGCCCAGUUUAUUUGGGAAGCAUUUUGGGUGGAUCCUUAAUUAUUGUGGGGCUUUAUCUGGUGACAUGGGCUUCUUAUAGUGAAAGACAAGCUUCUUCUAUGGGAAUUAUAACUCAUGUUCCUCGAGAAGUUGAUCCCCUUAUCCAAAGGGAUUCGCCAGCUCUAUUAGGGAAGAUGCCAUACCAGAGGCUCUCUGCAACAUCACCAAAGUUGAUAUCGGAUUGAUUUGUUGAACAUACACAUUACCAUUCAGUUGAAAGUAAAUUACACCCGGUAUAAUUUGGAGGCUUGUUUCUAUUUUAUUUUUUUUUAUCUUGAAAGGAUAAAAAGAAGAAGAGAGGAUAGUACUUAGUGAUAGGUUCUUGUCAUUGAUUUUGGAAGAAUGAAUCAUUUUAUUAUUAAGUGUGAUCUUGAUUAAAGAUUUUGUUCU